UGUGCGGUCGGUGUGCCCUAAUUGUUUUGAGAAAUACACCAAAGAGAAAAACUGCAUGGUCCUGUCUAAUAACCUGUCCUGUAACUGUGGCUCAAACCAGAUGAACAUAAAUUAACUUUUCAUCAAAGAAAGUACAGUUUGGGAUUAUUUCCAGCAAGCCUAUUGGAUGAAUUGAAGGGAACCUGAUGUAAGGCUUUUGUGAUAGACUAGACUGGUUAAUAAAUAGGCUGCUAUUGACCAGUCACAAUGGCUAUUAUUAAAUGUGCUGAAUGAUUAAGACUCUGGGUUGCCUUUCUUAGACUGAUUUAAUUAGUGAGAUUAGUUAGGCUGAGAUAACCCAUUGUUGCUGCACAGAAACACUGCCAUGUACAUGGCUUUCUGCAGCACUCUCUCACACACACACAUACACAGUACACACACACACACACAAUACAUAUAUACAUACACACACACACUACACAUACACAGACUGUUUAUGCCGGCUCCUGGACAGAAACAUUUACAAGUGCCAUAAAACUGUGGCACAUUUGCAUAAAAAUGAUGGACUUUCCAUGUUCGAUUAAAACCACAGAUGGGGAAACACUCACUCACUCACACUCUCUCACACACACACACGCACACCUGUCUCUCACUUCUCCCCUCUGUUCUAUAUAAAUACAAGGUUCUCCUUCAGUGGACCACAAGACUUUCCUUUCUCUCUCACACACACACACACACUUUUCAGAUGUGCUGAAGACCUCUGUGCUGAUCCAGUGAAGUAGUCACCCUCCUCUGUAGUCAGCAUGCUCUGUGAGAGCCGGCUGUGGACUGUGGCUUUCUGCCAGGACUGGGACCCCCCGUCCGACGCUUACAAAAACACGCCUGAAACCACGGCAACCUCCUCAAGCAUUCCCGCCCCCCUGCCACGCCUCCUCACGCACGUCCCCUCAUCUCCACGGCAACCUGGCACCAGCCCCUGGCGGCCGCUGGACGGCUGGUCCGGACGACUCGUCUCCCCUGGCGUGGACGUCCCCGGGCGGGUAGCCUCGUCCCCAGGCACCGCGGCGCCCGCCGAGCCCUUCCUGGUGCCCCCGUCCUGCCACAGCAUCUGCCAGCACUACAGCGACCUCCACAUCGCCGGCGACCAGGUGCUGCUGCUGGACACUGGGGUGGCAGCCGAUGCAGGCGGCGAUCUGCAGGCCAGACUCUGUAAGGACCCCGAACCUGAGCCGCUGCUGUCCUGCUGGGUCGAGCAGGAGGAGGGGGAGGAAGAGAACAAGGACGAGGACGGCGCCGCUCUGGGCGCCCGGGAGCGUCCGUCCCUGCUGGCACCGGAGGGGCGUCCGCUGUCCAACUCGCAGCUGAACCGCUACCUGGAGCAGAAGCUGCUGGAACUGUACCGGCAGCACCUGGCCCAGGGGCCCGGCCCGGCACCACCACAGCAGCAGGACCGUCUGGGCCCGCGGCCCGUGCUGGCCUCCGAGCUGCUGCAGAGCAGCCUGGACCAGAUCACACUGCAGCUGCAACGGCGCGACCACAACCUGGAGGCCGCACGCGCCAAGGACCUGGUCAUGAGCUGCCUGCUGAGGGUGGCCAGCAGCCAGCAGUCCAGCGAGAUCAGCACCCCGCUGCUGCAGAUGUCCAGUAACGCCGUGGAGAGAGAGAGCAGAACCCCAAUACUGCAGAACCCCACUAACAUUGGAGAGAGCAGAACCCCACUAACAUUAGAGAGAGCAGAACCCCACUAACAUUGGAGAGAGAGCAGAACCCCAAUACUGCAGAACCCCACUAACAUUGGAGAGAGCAGAACCCCAAUACUGCAGAACCCCACUAACAUUGGAGAGAGCAGAACCCCACUAACAUUAGAGAGAGCAGAACCCCACUAACAUUGGAGAGAGAGCAGAACCCCAAUACUGCAGAACCCCACUAACAUUGGAGAGAGAGCAGAACCCCAAUACUGCAGAACCCCACUAACAUUGGAGAGAGAGCAGAACCCCAAUACUGCAGAACCCCACUAACAUUGGAGAGAGCAGAACCCCACUAACAUUAGAGAGAGCAGAACCCCACUAACAUUGGAGAGAGAGCAGAACCCCAAUACUGCAGAACCCCACUAACAUUGGAGAGAGCAGAACCCCAAUACUGCAGAACCCCACUAACAUUGGAGAGAGCAGAACCCCAAUACUGCAGAACCCCACUAACAUUGGAGAGAGCAGAACCCCACUAACAUUAGAGAGAGCAGAACCCCACUAACAUUAGAGAGAGAGCAGAACCCCAAUACUGCAGAA
Messenger RNA from Alosa alosa (allis shad), 2264 nucleotides. RefSeq names its product TLR adapter interacting with SLC15A4 on the lysosome. The transcript is spliced from 3 exons. Gene Ontology annotation, biological process: regulation of toll-like receptor signaling pathway. The record is from RefSeq and is a predicted model, not a curated record. NCBI's taxonomy places the organism in Eukaryota, Metazoa, Chordata, Actinopteri, Clupeiformes, Clupeidae. Bases 783 to 1727 code for a protein of 314 amino acids.